Messenger RNA from Anoplopoma fimbria (sablefish), 5275 nucleotides. It is a transcript of the gene mtmr10, whose product is annotated as myotubularin related protein 10. The record is from RefSeq and is a predicted model, not a curated record. Bases 520 to 2820 code for a protein of 766 amino acids. NCBI's taxonomy places the organism in Eukaryota, Metazoa, Chordata, Actinopteri, Perciformes, Anoplopomatidae. The transcript is spliced from 16 exons.
CCAGCUUCAGAGAAAGUUUGAAGAGAGAAAGUCUCUGUAGAAGACUACAGCGGAACGAGGACCCCGGAAGUAGGGCUGGACCUCGGCUUCUUAUAAACAUGGCCGUUUAGCCCUGCACAGCAUCAGGAGCUGAGUGUGGCUGAAGUAGUUACGUCCAGGAAGUAACUGAGGGUAACUUAUACCGUAACAGGUGGAGAGAGACGUGGACGCGUGACGGAGGCCUCUAAGCCCUUUGUAAUCGGUGUUAUCUCCGCGUGGGGACGGCUUUCUAAACUUCACAUACUUCUUAUUGCUGAAUAAGGAAUCGGCUACUUGGCUGCUAAUCGUAAUGGAGGAGUGCCGUCGCUGGCCCAGGCUGUCUCGAUGAAUAUUUUACACACGGACGUGUCGGGUUUACUCUGCUAAGGGCUGACCGUGACUUUAGUCAAGACUCCCACCGGGUUGUUGUUGUUGUUGUUUUUCCACCGGCAGUAGUUAACAGCCCGUUUAGGGUCGUCGCUGAGAGAGCGGACAUCAACAAUGUUUUCUGUCAAACCCACGAAACCAACUUUCAAGUGUUAUCUUCCUCCUGUGCAGACUGAUGUGAAGAAAACUAUUGAACCACCUAUUAAAAAGUUGGAACCCAAAUUACUUCAAGGGGAGAUAGUUGUUAAUGAGGUGAACUUUGUGAGGAAAUGCAUCAGCGCGGAGAGCAGCCAGGAUGACCUUUGGGGGAAGUUGAUCUGCACCAACUUUAAGGUCUCCUUCAUCCCUUCAGAUGCCCCUUCUAAACAGAAGUCCCAUUUGUCCCACCUCCUGCUUGGAGAACAUGACAUCCCUCUCACCUGUCUGGAGCAAGUAGUUACAGUAAAUGAUACAAAGGGGAAGAAGAAAGUAUUGGGGUCAAACCAGAAGCUGAAAUUCAAUCCCACAGAGCUCAUCCUCUAUUGCAGAGACUUGCGCAUCAUAAGGUUCUGCUUUCAUGAGGCUGGGCCUGAGAGUGCCAAGAAGGUUUGCCUUGCUAUUGCGCACUAUUCCCAUCCAGCUGAUCUUCCACUGCUGUUUGGCUUUGAGUAUCAAGGGCGGCGAUACCAUGAAUCUAAAGGGCAGCGAGCAAAUGGAUCCACCCCUCGCGGAGGAUUACAGACUCCCAUUUUUGACCGUCCAUCAGACUGGGAUCGGGAGAUCAAGAGAACAGGGGCAUCGGAGUGGAGAGUUUGCUCCAUCAAUGAGAGUUAUGCCAUCUCACAAAGUCUUCCAGAGCACAUUGUGGUCCCGGUUUCUCUGGCAGAUCAGGAUCUGAAGCACUAUUCCAUAUACUUCAUGAAUCAGCGCAUCCCUCUCUGGUGCUGGAAUCACCCAAAUGGAAGUGCUCUUGUCCGCAUGGCCAGCAUAAGUGAUCCAUUGCAGCAGAGGAAGAUUGAUCAGAAGGUUUUCCCCGCCAUCACAAAAAGCCACCCGCAGCGCAGUGAAGUCAUCAGGUCAGAUCUAGACAAGUACCUGCCUAACAUCCAGGACAUCCAGAGUGCUUUUAUUAAAGUCAGGCAGAUCUGCGUCAUGGAUCCUUUCGAGGAGUCGGAGGAGAGGUGGCUCUCAUUAAUUGAAAACACACGAUGGCUGGAGUACGUCAGGGCUUUCCUGAAACACUCAGCUGAGAUGGUUUACCUUUUGGAUGGAAAGAACAGUUCAGUCAUUAUUCAAGAAGAGGAAGACAGAGACCUGAACUGUGUGGUGUCAUCCUUGGUGCAGCUCAUGUUGGACCCUCAUUAUCGCAGCCUCAUUGGCUUUCAGAGCUUGGUGCAGAAGGAGUGGGUGAUGGCUGGCCAUCGCUUCUUGGACAGAUGCAACCACUUAAAGAAGAAUGACAAAGAGGAGUCACCACUGUUCAUGCUGUUCCUGGACUGCGUGUGGCAGAUGAUGAACCAGUACCCAGCAGCAUUCGAGUUCACAGAGGCCUAUCUGACAGUACUGAGUGAUAGCAUGUGGAUCCCACUCUUCAGUACUUUCCUUUUCAAUUCUCCCAAACAGCGAGCUCAGCACUUGAUGGACUUUGCCAGGAAUAAAGCAAUCCCUCAAGGAGAAGACCAGGUUGUGUAUUUCCCUCCUGUCUGGGACUGGUCACAGCAGUUCUCCACCAAAGACCUGACCCUUUUUAACAACCCCAUGUACAUCGGCAAGGGAGCGGCCUGCGUUCAGAAUGGGGAAGUGAAAACCUUCAGACGCACAAAGAAAACCUACAGUUCCACAUUGCGUGGAAUGCCAGCAUCUCUGCGCAAUGGACUGAAGGUUGGAGAAGAAACAUUGACCCGACGGGGCUCUCUGAUGUCGGAGCUGAGGCCUGAUUUCUCAGUGGUGAAAGACGAAAGCCCGUCAGAGCGCUUCUUCAGAGACUGGUUCUCCCGACCUGCCGACCAGCAGGGCCUCCUGAUUCCCCUGCUCCUGCCCUCACACCUGGCUCUCUGGAAGCUCUACUUUCUACGCUGGGUUCCCGAAGCCUGCAUUCCCAAAGGAGGCCCCAUCACCGCCUACCACAAGCUCUCCCAACUGGUCGAUGAAAUUGAGAUUCUACAGGGCCAGCUCAGGCAGUAUAAGGGACCCACUCCAGGCAGCACGCCACUCCCCAGCCCAAGUGGGCCCCUCUCCAACCAAAGGAGGAUGUAUUUUAAAGCCAGCUCCCCACAUGACCCCCCUUCACCUCCAGACUUCCUUACUUCCUCCUUUCCUUUCAGCCCAACGGGAAACCUGUGUCGCCGCAGUAGCCAUGGGACCCCCAUUAGCAAAUUUCUGAACGGGGCGAAGAUCUGGCUCUCUACAGAGACUCUUGCUAAUGACCCUCUCUGAAGACGUGGGGCUUUAAGGCUCACUUUGAGCCAGUACAGGUUUGUGUAACAGCUAAUCAUCUUAUUUUCUAUUACCUCUUUCUUAAAUACCAAGAAGGAAAAUGAGAAAUAGAAAAAAAUAAUUGGACUUCUGAUUUUUAAUGAUUUAUAAGCUAGAAUUUGCACCGUUGAUGCUGCAUUGAAAUCUGAGGUAAUUUCUAAACUGAAGUGUCCUCUUUAGGAUUUAAUAGCCGUUGUCCGUUACAGUUGAGGAAUCCAGAUUAACCAAAGCACAUCCUUCUUAUUGGCCAAUGAGUUGUUACUGUGAGGUAUCUUCCUACUAUGAGAAAUCAUCUUACUUAUUGCUUUUUUAUAAUAGAUGUAUUUUCUUGACUCCUUCAGCUUCGGUCUUUCUCAAGAUUUAGCUAAGAAACUGCUCUUUUUUUAACGAGUGUACUGUAUAACCCACACAAAGAGGGCUUUUGGAGAUUUAAAUAUUGAGUUGAGAGCUUCAAUGCACAUUUUACAGCAAUAAUUGAUAUGUAACUAUAUAAGUAUGUGUGUAGCAAUGCCAUCAGUUUAGUUGUGCUUUUGUUGAACCCUCAUUGGUCAGUAAGACUUCCCCACUGUAAUGGAGUUGAAAAAGGUAAUCCAAAUAGUAAUGCCUGAAAUUAGAAAAUGCCUGUUUUACUGCAGCAGCAAUGAUGCAUUUCACUGAACACCUAUUUCCAAGUACUCAAAUUUGUUUGUAGCUUCCAGGAAAAGUAAAUAACAAUGUAAUAUUUUACAUAUUUUUUUUUUUUUUUUUAGAAAGAGGAACAGAAAAUAACACUGCUAAAUGGUAUAUUACUCUGUGGUAAAAACGAAGAUGAUCUGGCCUAGUUGAAUGUAUGGGGCGUUGUUUGAUUUACUUUUUUUUUGCACAAACCUAAUGCUAUUUGCUCCGAGUGCCCAUAUUUUAAAGGUUGUGUUGAGGUUUCACUGUAAGUAGCAAAUAGUGUAAUUUCAGGGUCUUACUUUGUAGAUUUACUCUAUUUUUGAAGCAGAGAAAAGGGCCUAUAUUUUAGGAUCAUAAAGCAGGCAAUACUUGGAAGGCAAAGUGGAGCUGUGAGGACUUCAAUCUGUGGUAGAUAUUUCCACUUCUCUUUUUGAAGGGGUUUUAUUAAACUUUUAUAGUGGCCUUCUGGUAAGGCACUGAGGAGAAACUGUUAAUUAUAACAGUAGCUGAAAAGGUAAAUAUAUGAAAGCAAAGGGACAGACAAGGGCUUUGACUCAAACAAGUGUGUAGUUAGUAGUAGUGAAUUUCAGGCACUGAAGUAACUGAGUGAACAAGUGACAAAGUUUCAAGGCAGCACAGGAGAAAAUAUCAGUAAUAAAUCAUCUGGAUAACAAGUGUCAUAAAUACAACAGUAACAAUAAUUAUGUUGGUCUAAUCUUGUUUGUUCCAGAAAAGACAAAGCGGAAUAAUAUACAAGAAACAAUCAGUGAAGUAACUAUACUUUCAGUCAGGACAGUGAUGGUUAGGUUUUUAUUUUAACAUGUUUUUGUGGUGCAGUCAGAGAGCUAAACUUCCAGUGGGCUGCAGAGGCUUUGUCAUUUGUAGACUUUUUUAGAAGAGUGCUUCUGGAAAGUCUGCUACUUCCUAAACUAGAGAGUGGUUUGAGACGCAUCAGGGGAAAUUGAUCGGUAAUUUUCUUACUUUUAACAAUUGGUGAGCAACUAGCACUGUGUAAUAGCCUCACCUCAAAUAACAGUACAGCAUUUAAUAUCAAAGCUCUUAGUAAUUUAAAAUAUAAGACCAUUGGAAAAACUCAACAUCUGAUUGACCAGCUUCCAUCCAAUGAUAUUCAGAUAAACUUGUGAUUCUUUGGCAAUAACUAGUUCAGGUGUUUUUUGAUAGAGAUGUAUGUAGUGUGAGUGGAGAACCUGCUCUCCCAAAUGCUUUUAAUUGCACAUUUAACUCACUAUAUAGGAUAGUUUGUUUUAAGGUGGUUUUUGAAUUUUUUGCAAAUAUUCUAAAUACUGUAUAUGCUUGAAAAUUUCCAAUUCAUAUUUUUAAUAAUGGUACUAAAUAACCUUUAUCCUUUAGUCUUUAUAUGUUCUGGAGAUAUAUUUAUAUGCUGUGUCUUUCCACUAAUUCACAAUGUUGCACUCUGCUGUAAUUGCAUGAUGACGUGCUUCCACUGUGGCACAGUUUGAUAUUGAUGAGCAGCAGAUGUAUUUAUUCAGUUAUGCAAAUGUUCUCUAAGAGGGAUGCAAGUGCUACUGUACAUCCCCUGUGCCUUUUUGGGAAGAUUGACCAUUUUUGUAGCUAUAUUCUAAAUCUGUUGACUUUUGUUAGUUUUCAAAACGGUUGCUUUAUCUAUUAUGUAAAUCUAGUUAAAUUCAGUGGUAAUGCACUGAAGCUGUUUUUCCUAACUGAAAGUAAGGAUCAAAUGUGUAUCCCUAACCAAUCAUUACAUUAUUUUUCAAAUGAA